Alosa alosa (allis shad) is the source of this 1110-nucleotide messenger RNA. RefSeq names its product interferon alpha-inducible protein 27-like protein 2A. Bases 218 to 679 code for a protein of 153 amino acids. Gene Ontology annotation, cellular component: mitochondrion; membrane. The transcript has 5 exons. The record is from RefSeq and is a predicted model, not a curated record. Lineage: Eukaryota; Metazoa; Chordata; Actinopteri; Clupeiformes; Clupeidae. Gene Ontology annotation, biological process: apoptotic signaling pathway.
CUGUUGAGUUUCGUUUUCCAGGGAAUAUCCGGGUGUGAGGGCGCUGCAUGGCUUGCAACUGAGAAGGAAUGAACGCUACAGUAUAUUUCGGACACAAUUUGGUUCUUCAGUCUUCAAAAACGCGUGGUCAGUUGCUUUGAAUUCAGCAAGAAGGAAGAGAAGUGGGUGUUUGUACAGGGCCUACAACAACAACAACAACAACUCAACUGCAACAACAAUGGGUAUUAAUAAGAAGGCUGUUGCUGGUGUUGUGGGUGUUGUGGGUGUCGCAGCUGGAGCAGUUGGAGCUGUUGCCGCGGCGCCUUUCGUUCUGACAGCCGCGGGUUUCACAGGGGCUGGCAUCGCAGCAGGCUCUUUCGCCGCCAGCAUGAUGUCAGCGGCUGCUAUUGCUAACGGAGGUGGAGUUGCAGCCGGGAGCUUAGUGGCUCUCCUCCAGUCAGCAGGAGCGAUUGGAUUGUCUGCGGGAGGUACAGCUGCCGUGGCAACGGCAGGGGGUGCUGUGGGCGGAGCCCUGGCAGGUGCGGGCGCAUGGAUGCAGGGAGUGUUUGGAAAGAAGAAAAAAGCUCUCAACGCUGCCCCAAUGCCUCCCAACAGUAAGAAGCACCCCAAGAAUCAUGCCAAAGAGGGCUCCAUAGACACCACUGAUGAUGAGUCUGAAGAUGAACUGGAGAUUAAUUAAUAUUAACCUCUGUGAUAAAGUGGAGAAGGCAUCAGUGACAACCAAUCAUGAGUGGCCAUAAUUUAUUGCAUUAUUAUGUCUUUUGAUAUUCAAAAUCUGUUUAAAAAUAACUACAAUGUCUGAGCACUAUUGAGUGGGAUUGUUACUGGGUAUCUAUGAUGGCUUUAAUGAGCAGUGGGCUUUUCAUCCUCCAUCAAAUUGACCAGAACUGAACUGGUGAUGGUAGCUUAGUAAAUGUUAUGCAAAAUACACCCUCUUGUUCAUUAUUGGCUCUGAUUAAUAACUAUGCAAUGAUAUUUUUUUUAUCACUUGAGAUGUAUGAUAUGUUGCAAACAUGGAAAGAGGGCUUCUGGUGUUUUCUGUUUGUUUGUUUUGGUCAGAUGGGAGAUUGAAAUUCUCAUGAAUAAAAUUCUUUAUAGUUUUAGAUCUCA